AUGCUGGCUUCCAAGCCUCAAUACUCCGCUCCCCUGGGCGCAUCCAACUCCCAGAACUCCGCGUCAGCCUACCAUACGAAUUCACAACGCCCUGCGACGGCCACAAAGGUACAAGAUGGAGUCGGAUAUAGCAGCCCGACCAAGUCGGAAUUCUCCGAGGGACAGGACGAACUCUCGGCUGUUCGGGCCUGGGAUGAGAAGAAGGUGGUCGCGUGGCUGCAUAGUAUCAAGUGCGGCCAAUAUGAAUCAAUCUUCAGAGCCAACAACUUUAAUGGAGACAACCUAAUCGAAUGCGACCAGAAGAUCUUGCAGGAGAUGGGUAUCAAGAAAGUGGGCGACCGAGUACGCAUCUUCGUGGCCAUCAAGCAGCUGCGAAACAAGGCUAUGAUCAACCCAAGGCAAAAGAAUAUGAAUACCCUCGCUGCGCUAGAAGCAGCCGCCUUGUCCUCUGAUCACUCGCGACUCUCCUCCAUGCGUCUUCCAAACAGACGUAUGUCCCAGCUGAUGGAGGACGGCAUUGGCUAUUCGGGCAAGUCCCCCACGUCUCCCCCAUUCGGCGACUGGCGCAAGGAUGGUUAUUUCAACCAUCCCUCCUCUGGUGGCUCGGGAUCCGGCCGCAACCCGAGCACUCCAAGUGAUGGCGGCCGGGGAAGCUCACACCCACGCAAUCCCAGUAUAGACGGCCUGACAAUGGGCCCUCUUCCACCCAAUUCUCCCGUGAUUCGUGUCAUCUAUACUGGUGGUCAGACUAAGGUCCUCGAUAUCCGGCACUGCAAGACCCCGGACGAGGUGAUUCUCUGCGUCCUCAAGAAACUGCAGCUCCCAGAACACCAAUACCGAAACUACUGCUUCUAUGUCCUGGAUGGCCUAGACCCGGAUCUGUCAAACUGCAGGCGGUUGACGGAGACCGAGCUUAUGGAAAUCUGCGACGGCCACAACAAGUCUGAGCGUGGUCGCUUGAUCUUGCGAAAGAUCCAUGCUGGCGAGCCCGACGUCGAUGAGCUUCGCCGUGCAUCCCAGCUCGCUUUCGAUGAAAGUCAGGUCACGCAUCAGAACGCUCUCAAUAAAUCCAAUCCGCGACAGAAACACAAGAUCCAACAGCUUACAGGCGAGUCCUGGAAUGUCAUUAAUACCAAACAGCCACUGUCCCCAGUAGGCCCUCGCCAUCGUCCAUCUGCUUCAAACGAUCAAGAUCAGCCAUCGCCUGACACUGAUCGCAACCAUGUGGCUACCAAGCUUCGCUCAUUCUUCGGACAGAGACCACCAAGCGAGAUGAUUAUCCACGAGCUCCAGUCAUUCUUCCCCAGUCACGACAGGGAAGAUAUCGCGAAGACAAUGCGGAGAUCGCAACGUCUCAGCCGUGCUGCCAGUCGCCUCAGUGUUGUUAGUAACUACAGUGUCGCGUCAAGUCUCAAGGACGCUCCGCCUCUCCCCCCAUUGCCUCCCAUUCCUCCAAUGCCCAACAUUGCCGAUACCUGGUUCCAACCGCAAGGUGGAGCACAGGCUGCUCGUGCUUCACGGCCACUCUCUAUUUCCAAAUUCAACCUGCCUCAGGCCUCAUAUCGGGAUUCGAUUGCCUCGAGCUCUCUCCAGCCGUUGCAGGAAGAGUCUCCCACCGAGCCAAACCGCAAAUCCUACGUCUCCUUUGACAGUGGAUCUGACGAACCAAACUUGUCGCGCCAGAGUAUGAUUGAUGAGAGCGCCAGCGUCAUUGCUACCGAUGGCGGCUCCUCCAACGAUCGACUCAGUGUGCUCGUUGCCGAUGACGGUGAAGAAGACGACGCAAACCUGAUGAGCGACUUCCUGGCCGGUAACAACUUUGCUCCUAAGAAUUGGAUGAAGGGAUCUUUGAUUGGCGAGGGUUCCUUCGGCAGUGUCUUCCUGGCUCUCCACGCUAUUACUGGUGAGCUCAUGGCCGUGAAGCAGGUCGAGAUUCCGUCAGCUACCAAGGGUACGGAAUUCGAUCAGCGCAAGAACAACAUGGUCACCGCGCUGAAGCACGAGAUUGAGCUUCUGCAAGGGAUGCACCACCCCAACAUCGUACAGUAUCUCGGCACGUCAACUGAUGACCAGUAUCUGAACAUUUUCCUGGAGUACGUGCCCGGUGGCUCCAUCGCCACCAUGCUUAAGCAAUACAACACCUUCCAAGAACCACUCGUCAAGAACUUUGUCCGACAAAUCCUUGCAGGCCUCUCAUACCUGCACAGCCAAGACAUCAUCCAUCGCGACAUCAAGGGUGCCAACAUCCUCGUCGACAACAAAGGUGGCGUCAAAAUCUCCGAUUUCGGUAUCUCCAAACGCGUCGAAGCAUCCACCGUCCUCGGAUCCCGCGCCAGCAGCGGAGGCGGCGGUCACCUGCACCGCCCCUCUCUCCAAGGCAGCGUCUACUGGAUGGCUCCCGAAGUCGUCCGACAAACCGCCCACACCAAAAAGGCCGAUAUCUGGAGUUUGGGCUGUUUGGUCGUGGAAAUGUUCAUCGGCGCCCAUCCCUUCCCGGACUGCAGUCAGUUGCAGGCUAUCUUCGCUAUUGGAAGUAACCAGGCUCGUCCGCCUGCGCCGGAACAUGUCAGCCCCGAAGCGGUGGAGUUCCUUGAUAUGACUUUCCAGCUUGAUUAUGAGAAGCGGCCUACUGCGGAUGAGUUGUUGAAGUGCAAGUUCUUGGCUGCGCCUAUUGCGUAG
Molecule: messenger RNA, 2679 nt
Organism: Penicillium cataractarum
Lineage: Eukaryota; Fungi; Ascomycota; Eurotiomycetes; Eurotiales; Aspergillaceae
Product: STE11 family mitogen-activated protein kinase kinase kinase
Exons: 4
Coding region: 1-2679 (892 amino acids)
Biological process (GO): protein phosphorylation
Molecular function (GO): protein kinase activity; protein binding; ATP binding
Source: RefSeq, a predicted model, not a curated record